AUGGGUGAUGGAAUUGUUACAGAAUACUUAUAUAUUAAUCGUGAAGCUGCCUGUUUACAGGAUUGGGCGGAAGAGAAUAGAAUGCCCUUAAACUUGGAAAAAACGUAUGAAAUGGUUGUUCGCAGACACACCUCUGUAGUUUUGCCUGAGCUUAUCCCUUCAAUUAAGCAAAAAACAAGGCUAAAGCUUUUAGGUGUUACUCUACAAGAUAAUCCGUGCAAUUGGGAUUUGCACUUCGAAGAAAUGUUCAAAAAAGCAAGUGGACGAAUGUACAUUAUGAGAGUUUGCAAAUACUAUGGACUAUCAAUUAAACAAUUAGAUCUGCUGUUUGAUAGCCUAAUUAUGUCCAUAUUCACUAUUGCUAUUGAGCUGUGGGGUUGUGCAUAUGACGGUAAAUAUUUGAACCAAAUAGAUAAAUUCGUUAAACGUGCACAUAAGAAUGGUUAUAUAUCAAAACGAACACACAUUAAAGAAAUACGUGAUAAGAGAGAUAAGAAACUGUGGAACAAAAUAACAUCAACUGAGGACAAUGCAUUGCUUGAACUGCUGCCGGAAAAAAGAAGUAGGUUACUUAGGCCAAGAGGGCAUGAGUAUGAACUCUCCCUAGUGAGAACAGAAAGAUUCAAAAGGUCGUUCAUAAAUCGUUGUCUGUAUAACUUUGUUUAGACUUUAAUGUAUUUAAAACAUUUUAAAACUUGCUCUCGUCGCUGUAAAAAUUACGUAUUGCCCGUGGGCAAUACGGGAAAAUCCUGCCUCGUCAGCAGCCAAUCAAAUUGCGCGAUUUAUCAAAACAAAUGCUUGCCAUAUAAUAAAAUAUUAUAUUUUUAUACACAUAGUUGGCUAAAGUAUACAGUAUGUAAAUAAUAAUAAAAUAUAGCAACGUAAUAUAAGCAUGUCCUACACCGAAUGACACCCUUCCUUCCCUGUAUAACCACCCUACACCAUCAUACACCAUCUGACAACCAUCAGACACACUUCGACCAUCAUACACCAUCAUACACCAUCUGACACCCUUCGACUAUCAUACACCAUCUGUACCAUCUUCAAGAUUUGACAACCCUUCCCAGUAUAACCACCCUGCACCAUCAUACACCAUCUGACAACCAUCUGACACACUUCGGCCAUCGUACACCAUCUGUACCAUCUGACAACCCUUCCAUGUAUAACCACCCUACACCAUCAUACACCAUCUGACAACCAUCUGGCACGCUUCGACCAUCAUACACCAUAUAUACCAUCUUCACCAUCUGACAACCGUUCCAUGUAUAACCACCCUACAUCAUCAUACACCAUCUGAAAAUCACAUCUGACACACUUCGACCAUCAUACACCAUCAUACACCAUCUGACACCCUUCGACCAUCAUACACCAUCUGGACCAUCUUCACCAUCUGACAACCCUGUGAUGAUGACGUCAACGUCACAUACCGUAUAUAGACAACAAUGCUUUGCGAGGACAUAAGCUAUACUGCAUGGCGAACAGAGCAUGGCGAGUUUGAUAUUAUUGUAUUUGAAAAACAACUUAUAGUUAAUAAAGCUUGGAUAUUACAUUUGGCGACGAGGAUUUUAAAUGUUGUUUACUAUGGCUGCAAGAGUAGACCUUCCAUCGAUGCCACAGUUUGAUCCUCAUGUAGAUUACAGCAGUUUAGCGACACGAUGGGAACAGUGGCUUAAGCGAUUUCACCUUUAUCUUCGAGCUGAAAAAAUCACCGAUAAAACACAACAACGAGCCCUUCUUCUAUACAUGGCUGAGCCCCAAGUACAAACAAUAUUUGAACGCUAGCUAAUACUGGAGGUGACGAUGACUUCAAAACAGCGGUUGAAAAACUGACAGAAUAUUUCAUGCCAAAAAAAAACCUCGAGUAUGAGAUUUAUAUAUUUCGCCAAGCCCGACAAACGACUGACGAAACAUUGGAUCAGUACCACACGCGCAUUCGAAAGCUUGCUACAACAUACGAGUUUACCGAUGCUGAUCGAGAAAUUAAACACAAAUCAUACAAAGCUGCGUUUCUACGCGUCUUCGGAGAAAAGCGCUUCGUGAUUCAACGCUUACUCUGA
This is a messenger RNA of Paramuricea clavata, 2057 nucleotides long. Lineage: Eukaryota; Metazoa; Cnidaria; Anthozoa; Malacalcyonacea; Plexauridae. The record is from the annotation of a GenBank genome assembly.